This is a messenger RNA of Actinia tenebrosa (Australian red waratah sea anemone), 2833 nucleotides long. RefSeq lists its product as uncharacterized. The record is from RefSeq and is a predicted model, not a curated record. Gene Ontology annotation, molecular function: mRNA binding. Lineage: Eukaryota; Metazoa; Cnidaria; Anthozoa; Actiniaria; Actiniidae. Gene Ontology annotation, biological process: regulation of translation.
CACGUGCUCCCUAUGACACCUGGCAUCACUUCCUUCAUUCUUUUCAUCAGCGUCCUCCAUUUUGAACGAAAGUUUUAAGAUUUAAACCAGAACUACGAUAUUUAAGUGAAGAUGGCAGAAAUGAGCAGUGAAGAGAGACGACAGAAACUAUUUGUUGGUGGAUUGAAUCGAGAAACCUCAGACGACAAUUUGAGAGAGUACUUCGAAAAAUAUGGCGAACUAACUGAUUGCGUGGUUAUUCGUGAUAGUGAAACAAAACAAUCCCGGGGUUUUGGUUACGUUACGUUCAAAGAUUACAGAGUAACGAAGAAAGUGCUUGAGGUAAAGCGAACGCAGGGACCUCACGUAAUCGAUGGCAAAGAGUGCGAGGUGAAGCGAGCAAUCCCCCGAGACGAUUCCAGUAGCACAGCGCAUCAGAAGACCAAGAAAGUGUUUCUUGGAGGAAUACCAGAUAGUGCGACCGAUGAAGACAUUCACAACGCUGUAGCUGAUGUAUUAGAAGCCAAUCCCGUACUAGUAGACUUGAUCAAAAAGAAAAACGAGCCAGAUAAGCACCGUGGGUUUUGUUUUGUGGAGUUGGAAAAUGAAGACGAUGCCGACGAGCUAUGCUGCAUUAAGAAAAUCGAACUCAAAGGGAAAAUGGUCGAAAUCAAGAAAGCAGAACCUAAGGGAGGUAGUGGUGGUGGCGAUAGUGGUGGUCCCCGAGGAGGUCGGGGAGGAGGACGAUCUUUCGGCGGUGGUGGAGGUCGAGACUAUGGCCGAAGCAGAGGUGCUGGAUAUGGCAGUGGUGGUGGUGGAUAUGGGGGUGGUGGAUAUAGUAGUUAUGGGGGCGGCGGCGGUGGCUAUGGUGGUGGUAGCUAUGAUAGCUAUGGUGGUGGUGGUUAUGGGGGAUAUAGUGAUGGGUAUGGGGGAGGUUAUGGAGGAAGUUACCCGUAUGAUAGUUAUGGUGGUGGUAGUAUGGGUAUGUAUGGACAGAGUUCGUAUCCUCCAUCCAAUGGUGGAAGAGGUGGCCAUGGAGCACGCUAUCGUCCCUACUAAAUGUUCACAAGGUGUCUAGCACAGAAUGAUUGCAGUCUUAGUCAGAUUACCUAGGAUCAGGGCUAAGUUAAGACUUCAAGGACCUAGCAACAACCUAGGGACAGCAUCUAAACUUCGUCAGAAGCGUCGUCAAUCAGCAUGCCCAGAAGAAUCCUAGGCCAGAUGUAGAUGAAGACUUAGGACAUUUUUCUAUAUAAAUUAUAUUGUCUCAUAGUGUAAUGCAUUUUAUUACGUUUUUAUUCAAGAAAUUUUCCAUUUAGAUAAGUUUAGUUGCGUAUACGUAUUAAAGUAAGGUUUAAAUAAAGUCAUCAUAAGUCAGGCUUGCCAUAUUCAGUGUAUUAUAUAUAUAUAUUGGUUUCAAAUGAGAUCGACAGGAACAUAUGCUGGAACUUCGACAUUUUUUUUUGAGUAGAUUAAUCUUUUGGAGUCCCCUCCGAUCCCUUCAAAAGCUCUUCAGUAUCUUAUCCAUUGCUGAUCUAAUCUUCGCAAUACCUUGUAAGAAAAUAUGAAAAAAGAAGAAAUAGUCUAGGGAUGUACCUAUCCGGAAUUCAUUUCAAUUUUUGGUUACUCCUAGCCGUACGUGUCUUGGCAUUCAUGUUGAAAAGUUGGAAAAUAGCUACCAGUAUUACGAUCAAGUUUUUUUGUGUUUUUAUGUAUUUUUGGGUUUGAUUUAUGUUUUCUCUUCAGUGAUGUGCAAAGAUCAAGGUCUUCCAGUCUACUGGAAACAUUUGGGUCUCCUCACUACACCUCAUUCAACACUCCCACCACCGUGUAAUAAUCUUUGACUGUAGAUAUUUCCAUGUCUGGUCUGUAAGUUCGUUUUAAAAACAGUCCCAAAGUAGUUUUUGUUUAAAACAUCAGUCAGCUGGCUUAACUGUCUAAGAAGAAGAAAAGGAUCUAGAGUUUUAAUUCAAACCACAAUUUCCCUCGCUUUGCAAUUUUAGUGUUUUCAAUCCAAUUCCUUCAUUGAUGGUCAUUGAAAUGCAAGUUGGCAAACAAAACAUCAAACUUUAAGGGUUGCACUUCUACAAAAUUGGUUGUAAGCAGAAGACUUUACAAUUCUAAAGGUCAGGGAUUUGGGCUUUUUCAAUGAAAUUGUUUCACAAACUGAACUCAUUCCAAAUUUGAUGGAUAUUUUGAAGAUGCUAUUUUCAUAGAGUUAUUGAUGUUGAAAAUGAACUUUUGGAUUUCAAACAAUGUUUGGUGCCAAUCAGUGCCUGUUUGACUACAGAAGUUUCUUAAAUCAGAAAAUUCAAGAAUUAUUGAGUAGCAGAAGAGUUUACUGACUAGUGAACCAUGAAUACAUAAAAAUCUUCUACAUUUGUUUGUGUUAGGUAAGUACACAGGCUCCCCAUAGUAGUGAGGAGAACCAUAAGAGAUGGUGGUGCAGUUCAUGGACCAUUAAGGUAAGUAAGACAAAGUCUACCAGCAUUUUGCUUGGUACUAUUCAGCUGAGUGAAUAGAGAAAAACAUAUUUUCAACUAUUCCUCCCUGUAAGGGCAACUUUUGAUUAGUUUGUGCCACAUGCACUACCACUACAUUCAUUAUUUACAACACUUGACUCACAUGUUUGAUUACUACAAGGGAGAUAAACUGGAAAACCCCUAUUGUUAAGGGAGAGAACACAAGAAGAGCUCCACUUACAAUGUGGCUCAGCUUGGACUCGAACCUGCCACCCAAGGUGUCCACUUACUACAUAAUGGUAAGAGACAGUGCCAUAGAAGGGCAUGCCACCAUAGACUCUACAAGAAAGUGGAAAACACUAUUCUUUCAAAGACCAUGGGGGGGGGGGGGG